Messenger RNA from Hypanus sabinus (Atlantic stingray), 8375 nucleotides. RefSeq names its product myosin VAa (gene myo5aa). Bases 248 to 5884 code for a protein of 1878 amino acids. The transcript is spliced from 41 exons. NCBI's taxonomy places the organism in Eukaryota, Metazoa, Chordata, Chondrichthyes, Myliobatiformes, Dasyatidae. Gene Ontology annotation, molecular function: actin filament binding; ATP binding; microfilament motor activity. Gene Ontology annotation, cellular component: actin cytoskeleton; vesicle; cytoplasm. The record is from RefSeq and is a predicted model, not a curated record. Gene Ontology annotation, biological process: actin filament organization; vesicle transport along actin filament.
AGAUUUUUUUAUAGGUUUGUGCUCGAAAGCAUCUCCAUGCCUGUCUCCCUUAUACCCAGAAUGCACAGGCGGGUAGCAGAGUACUGACACAGGUAACAUGGAGAUUGGUACCUCGGGCUGACAUUCGGAGCGCCGUUUAUUUCCCAGGCAAAAGCCGCCGUGUUGCAGCCGACGACCCCUUUCCCUGCCUGGUUUUUCGGGGCUUCCGGGGGAAGGCAGUGGAGCGGCGGAGACGCACCGCGGGAGAAUGGCAGCAUCCGAGCUCUUUACCAAGUUUGCCAGGGUAUGGAUCCCUGACUCAGUGGAUGUCUGGAAAUCUGCGGAGCUGCUCAAAGACUACAAGCCGGGAGACACAGUGCUUCAUCUGAAAUCUGAAGAUGACCAGGAAACGCAAUAUAGAAUUGAUCCAAAAACCAAGGAGCUUCCACCUCUACGGAACCCCGAUAUACUUGUGGGCGAAAAUGACCUCACAGCGCUCAGUUACCUCCACGAGCCCGCAGUUCUGCACAACCUCAAAGUGCGCUUCAUGGACUCCAAGCUCAUCUACACGUAUUGUGGUAUUGUUUUGGUGGCCAUCAAUCCAUAUGAGCAGUUGCCUAUCUAUGGGGAGGAUAUCAUCAAUGCCUAUAGCGGACAGAACAUGGGAGAUAUGGACCCUCAUAUCUUCGCCGUUGCUGAGGAGGCUUACAAGCAGAUGGCCAGGGAUGAGCGGAAUCAGUCUAUCAUUGUAAGUGGAGAGUCCGGUGCUGGGAAAACUGUCUCGGCUAAGUAUGCCAUGCGAUACUUUGCGACAGUCAGUGGCUCUGCCAGUGAGGCUAACGUGGAAGAGAAGGUUCUGGCCUCCAACCCCAUCAUGGAGUCCAUUGGAAAUGCAAAAACUACCAGAAACGAUAACAGCAGUCGAUUUGGAAAAUACAUUGAAAUUGGGUUUGACAAGAAGUAUCGUAUCACAGGGGCUAACAUGAGAACCUACUUGUUAGAAAAGUCAAGAGUUGUUUUUCAGGCAGAGGAUGAAAGGAAUUACCAUAUUCUCUACCAGCUGUGUGCUUCUAAACAUCUGCCAGAAUUCAAGGAUCUCCAAUUGCGCCCAGCCCAGAACUUCAACUACACUAAUCUUGGAGGCAACCCUGUGAUUGAGGGAAUAGAUGAUGCAAAGGAAAUGAUGAACACAAGGCAAGCAUUCACAUUACUAGGUAUUAAUGAAUUCUACCAGAUGGGAAUCUUCCAAAUUCUUGCCUCCAUCCUUCACCUUGGAAAUGUGCCUAUUAAAGCAAAUGACCGCGAUGCGGACAACUGCUUUAUUUCUCCUAACUCAGAACAUCUGGUCAUCUUCUCUGAUCUGCUGGGUGUGGACUAUGAGCAGAUGGCUCACUGGCUGUGCCACAGGAAGAUCAUCACAGGGUCAGAGACGUAUAUCAAGCCCAUGCCCAAAUUUCAGGCCCUCAAUGCCAGGGAUGCUCUGGCAAAGCAUAUCUAUGCCAGCCUCUUCAACUGGAUAGUUCACCAUGUCAACAAAGCCCUUCGCGCGUCAGUAAAGCAACAUUCGUUCAUCGGUGUGUUGGACAUAUACGGGUUUGAGACUUUUGAAAUAAACAGUUUUGAACAGUUUUGCAUCAAUUAUGCAAAUGAGAAGUUACAGCAGCAGUUUAAUAUGCAUGUGUUCAAGUUGGAGCAGGAAGAGUACAUGAAGGAACAGAUUCCUUGGACGCUAAUAGAUUUUUAUGAUAAUCAGCCUUGCAUUAACCUAAUUGAAGCUAAACUUGGCAUUCUUGACCUGUUGGAUGAGGAGUGUAAGAUGCCCAAAGGAUCGGAUGACACCUGGGCCCAGAAGCUGUAUAACACUCACUUAAACAAGACUGCACUGUUCCAUAAGCCGCGCAUGUCAAACAGAGCCUUCAUCAUCCAGCACUUCGCUGACCAGGUCGAGUACCAGUGCGAAGGAUUUUUGGAAAAGAACAAAGACACAGUGUACGAAGAGCAGAUUUCAGUGCUGAAGGCCAGUAAGUUAAGUCUGCUUGCUGAGCUGUUCCAAGAAGAGAAGCAGGUCAGCAGCCCAACUGAGGGACGGCCUCCAGUUGCCAGGGCAACUGUGAAAUCCGCCAAGCCGAGAGCACUGCAGCCAAGCAAAGAGCACAAGAAAUCAGUGGGGCACCAGUUCCGGAACUCCCUUCACCUUCUGAUGGAGACCCUCAAUGCUACGACUCCUCACUACGUGCGUUGCAUUAAGCCCAAUGAUGACAAGUUUGCUUUCACGUUUGAUCCAAAACGUGCCGUGCAACAGCUUCGUGCCUGUGGUGUGCUGGAAACCAUCAGGAUAAGUGCCGCAGGUUUCCCGUCGAGAUGGACGUAUCAAGAAUUCUUCAAUCGUUAUCGUGUCCUGAUGAAGCAAAAGGAUGUUCUCAGUGACAAAAAAUUGACAUGCAAAAAUGUCCUGGAGAAGUUAAUAAAGGACCAGGACAAGUAUCAGUUUGGUAAAACAAAGAUUUUCUUUCGCGCCGGGCAAGUGGCCUACCUGGAGAAGCUUCGAGCAGACAAACUCCGCGUCGCCUGUAUCAGGAUCCAGAAGACAAUUCGGAGCUGGCUGCAGCGGAAGAAGUACCUGCGCAUGCGAUCGGCGGCAAUUACAAUCCAGAGAUAUGUGCGGGGCUACCAGGCCAGAUGCUAUGCUGAGUUCCUCCGCAGGACCCGGGCUGCCGUCCUCAUCCAAAAAUACCAGCGCAUGUUCGCGACUCGGCAGAAGUUCCUGCGUAUCCGGUCGGCCACCAUUAUUAUCCAGUCCUUUGUGCGAGGCUUCCGGGGAAGGCGCCGAUUUAUGGCUCUUCUCCGGGAACAAAAGGCCAUCAUUCUCCAGAAGCAUCUGCGGGGCUGGAUGGCAAGGCGCAAGUAUCACAGGACGCAGCACGCCAUCGUCUACCUGCAGUGUUGUUAUCGCCGCAUGAUGGCAAAGCGCGAGCUUAAGAAGUUGAAGAUUGAAGCUCGCUCUGUGGAACACUACAAGACCCUCAACAUUGGCAUGGAGAACAAGAUUGUGCAACUACAGUGUAAAGUCAAUGACCAGACCAAAGAGAUAAAAUCCCUGCUGGAGAAGUUGCUGAGUCUGGAAGCUACACACACCAGCGAGACAGAGAAGCUGCGCAGUGAGGUUGAUCGGCUGCGUGCCAACGAAGAAAAUGCUAAAGUGUCGUCCAACAAGAUCACGUGCCUGAUGGAGGAAAUUGCCAUACUGCGUAAGGAACUGAAGGAGACUCAGGCACAGAAGAAACAUCUUGAAGAAAGUGCAGAAAAAUACAAAGAGGAAACAGAUCAGGUGAUGUUCCAGCUCAAAGAGCAGAAUGCUUUGCUGAAGAAUGAGAAAGAAGAUCUGAAUCUCCGAAUCCAGGAGCAGGCCAAGGAGAUAACAGAAUCGAUGGAGAGAAGGAAUGAAGAAGAGACCAAGCAGCUUCAGAUUGACCUUAAUGACGAGCGAUCUCGGUACCAGUCUUUGCUUAACGAGUUCUGCAAACUGGAGGAACGCUAUGAUAACCUAAAAGAGGAGAUGUCUUUAGUUAGCAUAACGAAACCUGGUCACAGAAGGACGGACUCGACCCACAGCAGCAAUGAGUCAGAGUACACCUACAACUCCCUGCUUUCCUCAGAGCCUGGAGAACCGGAGGAUGUGACAAGAAGAACAGAGGAGUUUCCAGACCAGAAAGGAACUUUGGAUAUGUCGCUGUUCCUGAAGCUGCAGAAGCGCGUGACUGAGCUGGAGCAAGAGAAGCAGGCCUUGCAGGAAGAAUUGGACGGAAAGGAGGAACAGGCACUUAGAAGCAAAAAGGAGGCAGAAGAGCAGCUACUUAAAGCCAGGGGCGCUGAGCUGGAGUACGAAUCUCUGAAGAGGCAAGAGUUGGAGUCGGAGAAUAAGAAAUUAAAGAAUGAACUGAAUGAGUUGCACAGAGCCCUGACGGACAAAAGCACCCCUCAGGCCACUGCCCCCGGUUCUCCUGCCUACAAAGUUCUGCUUGACCACCUGAAUGCAGCGACAGAAGAGCUGGAGGUUCGCAAGGAGGAGGUUCUCAUUCUCCGGUCCCAGCUGGUCAGCCAGAAGGAAGCCAUGUCUUGCAAGGAGACGAUGACAGAGCCCAUGGUUCUCUUGGAGGACGUGCGGAAAAUGAAGGAUCAAGGAGAAAUAACCCAAGCAUUCCUUGGGCUCAAGGAAACCAACAGGCCAUCACAGGACUGCCAAUUGCUGAAUGAGGAUGGAGAGCUUUGGAUGGCUUAUGAAGGGUUAAAACGAGCCAACAGGCUGCUGGAAUCUCAGCUUCAAGGCCAGAAGAAGGUUUAUGAGAACGAACUGGAGAUUUUGCGCGGGGAGGUGCAGAAUCUGAAGGAGGAGAUAAAUCGCCAGCAGCAGCUGUUGGCUCAGAACCUGCAGCUCCCACCAGAGGCGCGGAUUGAGGCCAGCCUGCAGCACGAGAUUACCAGACUAACCAAUGAGAACCUCUAUUAUGAGGAGUUAUAUGCAGAUGACCCCAUGAAGUAUCAGUUCUACAGGAUAUCGCUUUACAAACGGAUCAUUGAUCUCAUGGAACAGCUGGAGAAGCAGGACAAGACUGUCCGGAAGCUGAAAAAGCAGCUUAAAGUAUUUGCAAAGAAAAUUGGUGAACUGGAAGUGGGCCAGACUGAGAAUGUGUCUCCAGCUCAGCUUGCAGAUGAACCCAUCCGUCCGGUGAAUAUUCCAAGGAAAGAAAAAGAUUUCCAGGGAAUGUUGGAAUACAAAAAGGAUGAUGAGCUGAAGCUUAUUAAGAAUCUCAUUCUAGAACUGAAGCCUCGUGGCGUAGCUGUCAACUUGAUUCCUGGUCUGCCAGCCUACAUCUUGUUUAUGUGUGUACGCCACGCUGAUUACAUCAAUGACGACCAACGAGUGCGAUCUUUGCUGACCUCAACUAUAAACGGCAUCAAGAAGAUCCUGAAGAAACGGAGUGAUGACUUUGAAAUUGUGUCAUUCUGGUUGUCCAACACUUGUCGUUUCUUGCACUGUCUGAAACAGUACAGUGGCGAAGAGGCAUUCAUGAAGCACAAUACCCCUCGACAGAAUGACCAUUGUUUGAGGAAUUUUGACCUUGCCGAAUAUCGGCAGGUCAUUAGCGAUCUAGCAAUUCAAAUAUACCAACAGCUCACCAAGGUGAUGGAGAAUGUUCUGCAGCCAAUGAUUGUUUCAGGUAUGUUGGAACAUGAGACUAUUCAGGGGGUAUCUGGGCUGAAGCCGACAGGACUCCGUAAGAGGACUUCCAGCGUUGCAGAUGAAGGAACGUAUACUCUAGAUUCCAUAGUUCGCCAACUAAAUAACUUCCAUUCCACUAUGUGCCAGCAUGGCAUGGACCCCGAGCUCAUCAAGCAAAUUGUCAAGCAAAUGUUCUACAUCAUUGGGUCUGUCACCCUGAAUAAUCUGCUUCUUCGCAAGGAUAUGUGCUCCUGGAGCAAGGGAAUGCAAAUCAGGUACAACGUGAGUCAGCUUGAGGAGUGGCUGAGGGACAAGAAUCUACAGACUAGCGGUGCUAAGGAAACCCUGGAGCCAUUAAUUCAGGCAGCCCAGCUACUGCAGGUGAAAAAGAAGACCGAUGAAGAUGCAGAAGCCAUUUGUUCAAUGUGCAGUGCUCUAACAACUGCCCAGAUUGUGAAAGUCUUAAAUUUAUACACUCCUGUUAAUGAAUUCGAAGAGCGUGUAACUGCGUCUUUUAUACGCACUAUUCAGGUGCGUUUACAAAACCGAAAAGACUCUCCGCAGUUGCUAAUGGAUGCCAAACACAUAUUCCCUGUUACGUUCCCUUUCAAUCCAUCUUCUUUAGCGCUCGAGAGCAUUCAGAUUCCAAGCAGUAUGAACCUUGGAUUCCUGAUACGUGUCUGAGGAAGAGUUAAGCAAGAUGGGGAUCAUAUCCAUUCAUCCCACACAGCUAGAGCAGUGCUUAAGUAUCUGCCUUUGAAAAGAAUGUACAUCGAAAGUAAAUGCUGAACCUCCUCAUACAGCACCAAUAAAUAUCCAGUGAUGACUGCUACUGCGCAGUUUCAGUGAAUAUACUUUGGAUUUAGCAACUGUAAAUUAGGGUUGUGUCAUACUUCAAUUAUUAGCCAUUAAACUAAGGGGAAUACAACUGCCUGAUAUAGCAUCAUUUUGUCUAAUAACUAUUAUUUAUGGUCAAUAUACAAAUGAUGUAGACUACAAAUCUCUGUUAGAAUAUAAUCUAGAGAUUAUAAUGGUGUUUAACUUAGCACAUGAUGAUAGUAGCCCUGUCCAGUGUCCCCUGAAUCUACUGAUCUGCAUCAUUUAACACCAUACUGUGUAACGUUAAGACAUAUUAAAGAUAUUUCUCGUCAAUGUUACAACUUUUUCAAACCCAUUUUAAACUGAUUUGUGCAGAUAUUUUAGUUAUUGUUUUAAGUUCCAAUUCUGACAAAGCACAAAAGCACUCAAAAGGGCAAAAUAUCAAAAUCUCAGAUUGCUAUUUGGAUAUCAGAUGGAUAGUUAAAAUAUAGAAGAUUGAACAAAACAUUUUUUCAGUACUUGACGUAUUACCUUUUGACCUUUUAAAUAUGCCCUUGUUGGAACUUCUUAACACUUUACAGGAACUCUUUCAUUUAUUUGUUACUGUGUAUAUUAGGGUAAAGGAUGACAAUUGUAAAAGCAAAGUAGAAGUAUUUUUUCCAGUAUUUUCAGUGCAGUAUUUAGUGACCUUGGGGUCAGGUUGUGUGUCAGUUGCCGUGGUUACGAUGCAGGCAUCACCCUAAUUGGACUGCUAUCACUCCAAUCUCUCAGAGCUCAGAUGGUGUACUGUAGAAUCAAUUCUGAAAGUUCUUAAAAUUUGAAUAUCUUAUUUUAAGGACAAUAGGUACUCUGAUUCGAAAUUUGACUUAAAACGUCGCUUCAUGCUGGCCAAAAUUUAUGUACUUGUUCUACCCUUCAUUGUUUACAUAUUUUAAGUUAUUUAAUUCAUUACUUAAGUAGCCAAUUUCAAAAACCUGAUUUCAGGACAAUGGUUUACAUAUUAAAUGGUGUAUUAUUUGUGCCUAUUUAUAGUCUGAAUGGAAAACCCAAUAUUUAACUGGGAGGUAUAUGGUAUUUCUAAGUCCCAUAUGGUAAAAGUCUGUGUAGUGCUCUGUAUAUCUGCAGAAUGGUUUAUAUAAUCCACUGAUGUUAGCUAAGCAAAUUAGACAAUACUUCGAUAGAAACAAUAUUGAAUAUUUGAUUUAUUCAUUACAUAUUUUGGGUUUUGCAGUUUUGUACAUUCCAGUCUUAAAGUACAAGGUUCUCUAGUUUCCCCCCACCCCAGUCAAAUAUUUACUUAAUUCACCCAAAAUUAAUUUGUUAAAAAAGCAUAAUAUGUUUUGGUCAAUCUAAAAAGGAUGCUUUUUUUGUCAAGAGGACUGCAGACAGAAAGGGUUUAUGUUUUAAAGAAAGAUUGUCUGGGAAAGCAGUAUAUUCCAAGUUAUUGGCUGUCACUCAUCGAUUGUGUCUCAUUCCAUCAGCAGUGAUUUGUUUUAGGGCAUUUACACAAAUUCUGGGUUAAGAAAGUGAACUCUGAACUUAGCAAAGACACAACAGAUGAACGAACUAUGAAGGCAAUCUUCCUUUGAAAUAUUAUUUAUGCACUUUAGUUCUCCCCCAUAUAUAGUUUCAUGUUUCCUGCUUUAUAUUGCAUUUAACUUUUUGGUACCAUAAAAUGCAAGUACAUUAGUAGUAUUUGGUGUUAAGAAACUGGAGAUUCUUAAAUUAUCAACAGUGGUCAGCUGAAAACAUAAUUGUUGCUAUGGUAUGCUGAUGACUGAUGUUAACCCUGGAUAACUAUUGUGCUUAACCAGGUAGCAAACAAUAGUAUGAUAUUGAUGUACAGAAAAGUUCUGAAAACACUGUAGCGUUUCCUGUUCGUUUCAAUUAGUAACUGUGUGCAUUAUGGAAAAUGUAUAUUGACUUAGGAAAUAAAGUAAUGUUCAACUUGUAAAAAUAAACAUUUCAACACUAUAAACCAGCUGCCUUAGUUUUAAUGAUUGAUAUCUGCCAGUUUUGGGAAUCUCUUAUUUAGAGUUGCAUAGCACGCAAAUGGGACCAUCAUUCCUAUUGUUCCAUUCCGACCAAAAUUCCCACUGAAGUUAGUCCCAUUUACCCCAUAUUCUAAUCUUUCCUACCCGAGUACCCGUCCGAGUAACUUGUUAGGUGCCUGAGCCACCUGCUCUGAAGGCAUUGCUGGAAAAUACUAAUUAGCCUUGAACAGUGUGAUUUGUGAAACUAUUCCGGAGGUGUUUAAAGCUAGUACCCUGAGCCAGGACAACUCCUGGAACUUUGGAGCAUCAACACUUCAAAAGAGUGCAACACAUUGUUUUCUUUUUACAACUCACUGAAAGUU